Messenger RNA from Thermothielavioides terrestris NRRL 8126, 3401 nucleotides. Its product is annotated as glycosyltransferase family 20 protein. Gene Ontology annotation, molecular function: catalytic activity. The transcript has 3 exons. Gene Ontology annotation, cellular component: cytosol; alpha,alpha-trehalose-phosphate synthase complex (UDP-forming). NCBI's taxonomy places the organism in Eukaryota, Fungi, Ascomycota, Sordariomycetes, Sordariales, Chaetomiaceae. The record is from RefSeq and is a predicted model, not a curated record. Bases 136 to 3297 code for a protein of 1053 amino acids. Gene Ontology annotation, biological process: cellular response to heat; fungal-type cell wall organization; trehalose biosynthetic process.
UGACCGGACCAGACCUGACCGGGCGCUUUAUUUAUCUCGCGAUUCCUUUUGCGUCGGUCACCGGCGCGGUUCCUACUCUCCUUGAUCCCUUCUCCAUUUCCGACCUCGCACAGCGUCUCACGCACCAUCGCCACCAUGGACCCCAAUGCGGACGCGCCCAACAGCGUCCACCAGGUAGAGGCCGCUUCCACUUCGGCUUCCGGGACCAGCGAGGUGCGCCCUGGGGUCGUGAACCGCACUGAGUCCUCUCUGCCGCCGAACCUGCGUCCUUCCGUCAUCGAUGUGCCCGUAACACCGGGAAUCACCCGCGAGGCCUACGAAGUGGAAUUGAGCAACAAGUCAGAGGGCGCUGCCGGCACUGAGCGAUUCGAGGAGGGCUACUUCUCGCGCCACGACGUCGAGCAUGCUCUCGCCGCGUCGCCCAUUCCGGGCUCGACAAACCGCGAGGGCCAGUCAUUCCUAAACAAAAUUGCGACUGGCGCGCAGGAAGGAACCGACUAUCUGCGGCGCGUGAGCGUCGCCGCCAUGGGCGAGAGCGGGCCCAAUCCCCCCAGCAGUGGUUCCAGUGUUCCCCAAGCGUCAAUGUCCGACAUUCGAGCUAUCAGCCCGGAUCUGGCACUCACCGGGAACAUCAUCUCGGCUACCUUCAAUAUCCCGCACUCGUUAACAUACCGCAAGGGCGCCGACUGGGAAUUGAAUCCGCGUCGCGGCCAGUCGGCCCUUUUCGACGCCUUCUCGUACCUUUCGUCCGACGAGGCGCCCUGGAACCACACGGUCGUCGCAUGGACGGGCGAGAUCGAGACACCCAGCGAGCUGUCGCCUCCGAACACCCCGCCCUUCACGACAGUACACCUCAGCUCGCUCAAUGCGCUCUCCAAGCCGAUCCCGCUCGACCCCUCCAAGGCCCCGCCGACGCCGCCCGCGGCCGACGGCCUGUGGAUUCCCAAGGAGGACAUGCAGCGGCUCGAGCGCCAGCUCUCGCAUAACAAGAAGAUCAAGACCAUCCCAGUCUGGCUCGCCGACGAUGCCGACGGACGCGAGGACGGCAUCAAGCUGAAGGACCAGGCCCGAUGGAGGCGCUACGCCGAGCACGACCUCUAUACCCUCUUCCACUACAAGCUGCCCGAGCCGAGCGACGGGCGCCGGGAGCGCGUGCAUUGGGCCGACUACUACCGCAUGAACCAGAAAUUCGCCAACAAGAUUCUCGAGGUCUACAAGCCCGGCGACGUCGUCAUGGUGCACGACUACGCCCUGAUGCUGCUCCCAAGCAUGCUGCGUCAGCGCGCCCCACACAUGUACAUCGCCUUCUACCUGCACUCGCCCUUCCCCAGCAGCGAAUACUUCCGGUGCCUGCCGCGCCGCAAGGAGGUGCUGGAGGGCGUGCUGGGCGCCAACCUGAUCGGCUUCCAGAGCUACAGCUACUCGCGCCACUUCGCCAGCUGCUGCACCCGCAUCCUGGGCUUCCCCUCGGACGGCUCGGGCGUCGACGCCUACGGCUCGCGCGUCGAAGUUGGCGUAUUCCCCAUCGGCAUCGACGCCACCAAGGUCGCCCGCCUGGCCUGGACCGACUCGGUCAACGAGAAGUUCGCGGCGCUCAAGACCAUGUACGCCAACAAGAAGAUCAUCGCCGGCCGGGACCGUCUGGACAGCGUCCGCGGCGUCGCGCAGAAGCUCAUGGCGUUCGAGCGCUUCCUCCAGCUGUAUCCCGAGUGGCGCGACAAGGUGGUGCUGAUCCAGGUGACGUCGCCGACCAGCAUCGAAGAGGAGAAAGAGGACCCCGAGAAUAAAAUCUCGAGCCGCGUCAACGAGCUGGUCAUGAAGAUCAACGGCGCCUAUGGGUCCAUCGGCUUCUCGCCCGUGCUGCACUUCCCGCAGUACAUCAGCCAGGACGAGUACUUCGCGCUGCUGCGCGCUGCCGACAUCGGCCUCAUUACGUCGGUGCGAGACGGCAUGAACACCACGUCGCUCGAAUACGUAAUCUGCCAGCGCCAGUCGGCCGGGCCCCUGAUCCUGUCCGAGUUCAGCGGCACGGCCGGCUCGCUCAAGGACGCCAUUCACAUCAACCCGUGGGAUCUGACUGGCGUCGCCAGGCAGAUCAACAACGCGCUCACGAUGCCCCAGGAAAAGCGCGAGGCCAUGCAGCAGAGCCUGCUCGCGCACGUCACCAGCAAGAACGUGCAGUACUGGAUUGCCGGCUUCCUGCGCCGGCUGGUGGCGGUGCUCGGCAGCAGGAAGAACGUCGCGGCCACGCCGCUGCUCGACCGGUCGGCGCUGCUCCGCAAGUACCGCGCCGCCAAGAAGCGCCUGUUCAUGUUCGACUACGACGGCACCCUGACCCCCAUCGUCCGAGAGCCCAGCGCGGCAAUCCCGUCGGAGCGCGUCAUCACCAGCCUGAAGGCCCUGGCCGCUGACCGCGACAAUGCCGUCUGGAUCAUUUCGGGCCGCGACCAGGAUUUCCUGAUGCAGCACCUCGGCCACAUCACCGAGCUCGGUUUCAGUGCGGAGCACGGCAGUUUCAUGAGGCACCCCGGCGCGACGGAAUGGGAGAACCUCGCCGAUAAGCUCGACAUGGGCUGGCAGAAGGAGGUGCUCGAGGUGUUCCAGAAGUACACCGACAAGGUGCCAGGCUCCUUCAUCGAGCAGAAGCGGUGCGCGCUGACGUGGCAUUACCGCCUGGCCGACCCCGAGCAGGGCGUCCACAUGUCGCACCAGUGCCGCAAGGAGCUCGAGACCACCGUCGGCCGCAAGUGGGACGUCGAAGUCAUGACCGGCAAGGCCAACCUCGAGGUGCGCCCGACAUUCAUCAACAAGGGCGAGAUCGCCAAGCGGCUCGUCACCACCUACAACGCCGAGCUGCGCGCCCUCGCCGCGUCGAGCCCCGGCGAGGGCGGCGACGGGACCAAAGACGGCAACAACGACAGCAGCAGCCCCAACAAGCUCGGCUUUGUCCUCUGCAUGGGCGACGACUUCACCGACGAGGACAUGUUCCGCGCGCUGAACGGGCUGAGCCAGCCGGCGGCCGGCCAGGGCUCGGGCCCCGCCGCCGCCGCCGCCGCCGCCGCAGGAGCCGCCGAGGUCGAGGCCGACGACUGCUUCACCGUUACGGUCGGCGCGAGCACCAAGGUCACCCUCGCCCGCUGGCACCUGCUCGACCCUGAGGACGUCAUCGAGUGCGUGGCGCUCCUGGCUGGGGUCGGGGGGAGUGGCACGGGCACGACCAGCGGCGGCGUGCUGAGCAUGGGCGAGGUCAACCUCGCGGCGCUGAGCGCUGUUGAGGAUCAUAUCCCGGCGCACUAACGCUACCUACCCCUUUGCGGCUUCUCGGGGGGUUGCUGCGGUUGGGGAUGGUGCUUUUUUUUUCGCUAGCGAUGGCUUCCGAUUUCCUUGUUCCCCUGCCCCGU